GUCACAUCGUUAUAAUGAGUGUAAGUCGAUUGUUAUGUGUAUUACUCGUUAUAUCGUUGGUUUACAGCGCAUCGGCACAGAAAAAACAAAAACAGAAGAAAGCAAAGAAUAAUAAUGGAAAUAAGAAUGCCAACCAAGAUGAGAAAGAACAGGCUAUUAUGAAACAAUUCUUUGAUAAAUACUGCACUGAAGACGAUCCAAACAUUUUGAAAAAACUCGAAGCCUGUGAGAAUCAAGAGCCACCUGAGUUCAGGACUAUAGAAAAAGAGUGUUUAUUAGUUGUGGCCAAUAUCUCAAAGCCAAUCACUUAUAAAGAGAUUAUCAAAAUAGAAUGCGACGAAGUUCUAGGUGAAAAGUAUCCCAAAUUACAACAAACUGUCCAAAAGAUCAUGGAUUGCGGACUUGACUGCUAUGGAUUGAAACACAUUUAAGUUAUUUACAAAAUUAUAUUAUAAUUUAGGUGAAGGGUAGGC
Molecule: messenger RNA, 473 nt
Organism: Medioppia subpectinata
Lineage: Eukaryota; Metazoa; Arthropoda; Arachnida; Sarcoptiformes; Oppiidae
Source: the annotation of a GenBank genome assembly